AAAGAAAGAAAAUGUAUCAUCAACACAAUUUAUUCUAGUUUUAGACGUGUAAUUUUAUAAAUUUAUUCUCAAAUAUUAUUAAUUAAAGUAACAUUAAAAUGGAAGGAAUAUUACUGGAACCAACAUUGUAUACCAUACAAGGUAUCGCUAUAUUGGACUAUGAUGGCAAUAGAGUGUUGCCUAAAUACUAUGAUAAAGAUAUAUUUCCUACUGCAAAGGAGCAGAAAGCUUUUGAGAAAAAUUUAUUUAAUAAAACCCACAGGGCAGAUGCCGAAAUUAUCAUGUUGGAUGGUUUAACUUGUGUGUAUAGAAGUAAUGUAGAUUUAUUCUUUUAUGUUAUGGGCAGUUCACAUGAAAAUGAGCUAAUUCUAAUGAGUGUUUUGAACUGCUUGUAUGACUCAGUAAGUCAAAUAUUGAAGAAAAAUAUGCAAAAAAGAGCUGUUUUGGAAUCACUAGAUAUUGUUAUGCUGGCUAUGGAUGAAAUUGUUGAUGGAGGGAUAAUUAUAGAUUCUGAUUCAAGUUCAGUAGUAUCUAUAAUAGCACUAAGAACUGAUGAUAUUCCAUUAGGGGAACAAACUGUAGCUCAGGUAUUCCAAAUAGCCAAGGAACAGCUGAAAUGGUCAUUGUUGAAACAAAGUGUAUUUUACAAGGUGAUCGGUAUUUAUUUCAUGUACAAGUUAAAUUACAGGCAAAGGAAAGCCACUGUUAAGCAAGCCAGGCACAUGUGGGCAAAAUCUAAACUUUUUUGGUCGGUAUGA
Messenger RNA from Diabrotica balteata, 758 nucleotides. Lineage: Eukaryota; Metazoa; Arthropoda; Insecta; Coleoptera; Chrysomelidae. The record is from the annotation of a GenBank genome assembly.